UCCGGUCCUGGGCAGAGGGGAGCCUGGAGGAUACUUCACCCAGAGCCUAAUCUACACAGCCAGUCCUCCACACACAGGUUACGGAGCCGACAAAGACCUAAAUGUGAGAGGAGAUAUGAAGAACAGUCUUGUCUCCAGGUCCAGAUGUGGCUUUUGCCUGCUUCAAUGUGUCCUGGGAGGACAUGGUGUUUGGGAGGCAGUGCCAUGUCUUUCUGACCGGACUCAUCCUGGACUCCAUAAGACUAGAGGACUCCAAGGACUGCACUCUCAAGAUAACCAACCUGGUCUAUUUCCUCUGGACAGGACAGGUGAAGGCUGAGGACUUUGUCUCUGAGCUGUUCAGAAUCAUUUGUUCUGAGAGAUGGGAGAAGAGCAGAGAGCAGCUGCUCCUGCAGUGGUUGGAGUUCUCCCUUCCUCGAGCCCAGCGCUACUCUGACUGUCUGGAGCAGCUGGACAGAGGACACUGUCGUACAGUCAGUCUGUUUCCUUAAGACGACAGACCCAGUGUCCCCCCACCUCAACACAGGCGACAGACCCAGUGUCCCCCCCCACCUCAACACAGACGACAGACCCAGUGUCCCCCCCCACCUCAACACAGACGACAGACCCAGUGUUCCCCCCCAGCCUCAACACAGGCGACAGACCCAGUGCCUCCCCCCUCCUCAACAGACUACAGACCCAGUGCCCCCCCCCCUCCUCAACACAGACUAGACCCAGUGUCCCCCCACCUCAACACAGACUACAGACCCAGUGUGUCCCCCACCUCAACACAG
Messenger RNA from Oncorhynchus gorbuscha (pink salmon), 773 nucleotides. Its product is annotated as BTB/POZ domain-containing protein KCTD19-like. Bases 183 to 491 code for a protein of 102 amino acids. Gene Ontology annotation, biological process: DNA-templated transcription. The transcript is spliced from 5 exons. The record is from RefSeq and is a predicted model, not a curated record. NCBI's taxonomy places the organism in Eukaryota, Metazoa, Chordata, Actinopteri, Salmoniformes, Salmonidae.